UAUAUCAAUAUUUUUCAAGAUAAAUUUAUAUUAUAUAAUGAAAUAAUAAUUAAUUGUUAUUGUUUUAUGUGAAGUCCAUUUAUGAUUAUUGCUGUUUUAAAGCUUGGAAAAACUAAUGUUUUGCCCUUAUAUAUUGUACUAGUCAAAGGUCAAAAUAAAAGAUUGUAAAUAAUUUAAUGAAAAGAUAAGUUCACAUCUUCUGUUAAAAAAAUAUUUUAAUUUUAAUAUUGGGACCAUCAGGAGCAGAAGCUUUGUAACAUUUUCAAAUAAGAUAUCAUUGAUUGUUAAAACCAAGCAAUCUAACAAAUAUGAUAAUGAAUCAAGGAAAAAUAAACCCUGAUUUAGUGAAGGAGAGAAAAAAGUGUAAUUUUAAAAUUAUUGAAUUAACCCAUCUGUUGGAUGGAGGUUCAAAAAAAACUGAAGAGAGAAGAGCUAGAGAGAAAUUCUUUUUGGAAGAUCCUGAACUAAAAUCUAAAAUACCAUUAGAAUAUUUGAGCCACAAGGAAAAAUAUGAGGAGGCGGUUAGAAAAGCUUGUUUAGUAUUUAAAAAAGUGCAGCAGUUACAAAAUGAAGGAAAAGGUGGAAUGGACAAUUUUAGGGAAAUUUUGGGUGGACAAAUUGGAUCAGCAAUAUUAGGAGAUGGAAAUCCAUUAACAUUGCAUUAUGUCAUGUUUAUCCCAACUAUUAUGGGACAAGGGACUUUUGAACAACAAGCUGAAUGGAUACAAAAAGCUUGGGAAUGCAGUAUUAUAGGCACCUAUGCGCAAACUGAACUUGGCCAUGGUACAUUUAUAAGAGGACUUGAAACUACUGCUACUUAUGAUCCAAAAAGUGAGGAAUUUAUCCUGAAUAGUCCAACACUCACUUCAUUUAAAUGGUGGCCUGGAGGAUUGGGUCACUCAGCAAAUUAUGCAGUGGUAGUUGCACAGUUAUAUACCAAGGGUAAAUGUCAAGGCAUCCAUCCUUUUAUAGUACAAUUAAGAGAUAAAGAUACCCACAUGCCUUUGCCAGGCAUUCAAAUUGGUGAGAUUGGAUGUAAACUAGGUAUGAAUAGCACUAACAAUGGAUUUUUGGGUUUUAAAAAUGUCAGAAUACCCAGGAAUAGUAUGUUGAUGAAAAAUAAUCAAGUGCUUCCUGAUGGUACAUAUGUGAGUUCCCCUAGCAGCAAAUUGACAUAUGGUACCAUGAUAUUUGUAAGGGUAGUGUUGGUUCAGGAUGCAGCAACAUAUCUUAAAAAAGCCGUUACUAUUGCAACUAGAUACAGUGCUGUGAGAAGACAAUGUCAAAUUAAACCCGAGGAUCCUGAAACUCCAAUUAUAGAUUAUGUAACUCAACAGCAUAAAUUAUUUCCCAAUAUUGCGACUGCAUUUGCUUUUCAAUAUGCUGCCAAUUGGUUGUGGGAAAUUUAUAAUGAUGUGAACUCACAGUUGGAAACUGGAAAAAUGGAUAAUCUUCCUGAGCUUCAUGCAACAUCAUGCGUAUUAAAAGCAGUUAGUACGGCAGACGCAGCUCUGGGCAUCGAAACAUGUAGAUUAGCAUGUGGCGGUCAUGGAUAUAUGACCGCGUCUAAUUUACCUUCGACUUAUGGACUCGUCACAGCAAUGUGUACGUAUGAGGGAGAAAAUACUGUGCUCCUACUGCAAAGUGCGAGGUUUUUAAUAAAAAUGUGGCAAAAUAGAAACAAUCUGCAACAUUUUCCCACAUUAAGUUAUCUUUGUACACCUUUGACUCAAAAAAUUCCAUUUAAUAAAAGUGUCGAUUGGAUUAUUACAAUUUUACAAAAAACUUCUGCUAGGAAAAUUGAGUUGGCAAGUAACCAUAUAAAUAUCAGGAUCGAUAAAGGUGAGACUUCAGAACUAGCAUGGAAUAAUACUUCAAUUGAGUUGGUUGAAGCGGCUGAUAUUCAUGGAAGGGCUUUUAUUGUUCAAACGUUUCACGAAUCAGUAAAGAAAUUAAAAGUUUCCUAUGAACUUAACGUGGUUUUAAAUCAACUAGUUCAAUUGUACGCUGUCACUCAGGCACUAAAAAUGGCAGGGCAUAUAUUACGAUUUUCAGAUAUGAAUGGGUCGGAAUUAGGAGCCCUUCAAAACUGGCUUGAAGACCUCCUAAGUGUUAUGAGACCAAAUGCAGUAGGAUUAGUUGAUAGUUUCGAUUUUCGUGACGAAGUGUUAGCUUCUGCUUUGGGCGCCGCAGAUGGAAAUGUCUACGAGCGGUUGUUUUUAGCUGCUAAACAGAGUCCGCUUAAUAUUGAGCCCGUUAACAACUCCUUUCAUUUAUACCUUAAGCCUUUCUUGAAAUCUAAUAUGUAAAUGAAGAUGUUGAUUGUUUUUUUUUUCCUUAUUACCUAUUCUACUUGUUUUUAUAUACAAUCCAGCAGUUUUUUAUAUAGAAAAAAUUAUAUAUUUUGUUUUAUCUAAAAGUUUAUUUUCGUUGUGCAAUACUCAUAGUGGCUCAUUGUAUUGUUAUACUCCCUCCAUUUAUUGCUGAUAAUAAAAUGUAACACAA
This is a messenger RNA of Anthonomus grandis grandis, 2505 nucleotides long. It is a transcript of the gene ACOX1, whose product is annotated as probable peroxisomal acyl-coenzyme A oxidase 1. Gene Ontology annotation, biological process: lipid homeostasis; fatty acid beta-oxidation using acyl-CoA oxidase. The coding region runs from base 309 to 2309 and encodes 666 amino acids. Gene Ontology annotation, cellular component: peroxisome. The transcript has 10 exons. The record is from RefSeq and is a predicted model, not a curated record. Gene Ontology annotation, molecular function: acyl-CoA oxidase activity; fatty acid binding; FAD binding. NCBI's taxonomy places the organism in Eukaryota, Metazoa, Arthropoda, Insecta, Coleoptera, Curculionidae.